This is a messenger RNA of Trichoderma virens Gv29-8, 1056 nucleotides long. RefSeq lists its product as uncharacterized. The coding region runs from base 1 to 1056 and encodes 351 amino acids. NCBI's taxonomy places the organism in Eukaryota, Fungi, Ascomycota, Sordariomycetes, Hypocreales, Hypocreaceae. The record is from RefSeq and is a predicted model, not a curated record. The transcript has a single exon.
AUGUAUUUUCCUGCACAGGGAAACAACUUCUUCCCCCUUGUCGCGUCGUACAACGAGCCUCCCCGACACCGACCGAAAACACCGCUCUUCAUCCCCUUUACAAGAAACAACGCCAUGAUGCGACAAACCGUUCUUGGAUACAUCGCGAGUGGAUGGCCAAGAGAAGAUAUCAUCAUCGUCGAUAACAGCGGCACAGCCGAUGCCAAUAACCUUAAGCUCCUUUCGCAUGACAACCCCUUUUUCCUCGACUAUGAUUUGUUUCGAUACAGAUACGGUGUUUCGAUAUUACAGACGUCUGUGCUUCUCAACUUUGCCCAAAUACAAAACUUUUUGAUGAGGGUAGCCAUGGCUCGUCACUGGCCAUACUACUUCUGGAGUCACAUGGAUGUCGGCAUCCUGAGCCACGAAGAAGAGACACCCUACACGUCGUUUUACGAACGCAUUCUCAAAGUCCUCGACGAAGCCGAGUCAUCUCGAAUCUCAGGAAAAAAGUGGGCUGCCAAGUUUUUCAACUUUGACUACCUCACUCUGAUCAACGUCGAGGCAUGGAGACACAUUGGCACAUGGGACGUGUUUAUUCCCUACUACGCUACAGACUGCGAUGCCUAUGGGCGAGUCAAGAUGCUGGGCUAUUCCAUUGAUGGCGUCCAUGCUGGACACAUAUGGGAUGUUAAUAACUUUGUAGACGACCCCGAAUCAAGGUUCUUCCCGCCUGCGUCUCAGCCAUCGUUGGAAAAGGAUAAAGACUCUGCCAACCACACCUCCGAAGACAAUGCACCGAACUCUGCGAGGUUCCAGGCUUUACGAGAGGAGCUACAGAAAAUCCAAGACGCGAAAAACAGCGAUUCGAAGGGCCGUAAUACAUGGCAGAACAUGCAAAAGGGAGGAAAGGGGGAGCCAUGGACAUAUGACCCCGCUGGUUUCCAAGUUGCCUGGUGGGAAAUGGCAGAGGACGGACGGAAGCUCUUUAGACAUAAAUGGGGUGAUGGUGGCUGUGAUCUUUUCGAAGAGAAAAAGACAAUUGAAGAUAUGUGGAAAGAUGCGAAGGAUGAUUAA